AAAUUCAAUGGCAUACGCCCCUCUUUCCUGAAAAUAAUCCGCCAUUGUAUGUAACUUCUUUUGGUGAUAAGACCAAAAAGAAAGAAUGGCACAAAAUAAUUAUUUUGGCUUUACACACGGUGGAACACAGUAUGGGGCUACAAGUGCAGCUGCUUAUCAAACUGGACAACCAGGAUAUGCAGUAACUCCAGCUGCAACUGCUGCAACAUAUACACAAAGACCAGCUGCUGCUCCAGCAACUGGAUAUGAAAGUUAUCAAGCUGCUGCGGCUGCUGCUGCCACAGGAACAACUUAUGCUGGUUUUGUUUCCCCCAUAGCUGCAAAUCCAGGAACAGUUGCACAAACAUAUGAUUAUGGAUAUGGACGUCCAGCACCAGCAGCAACAUAUGAUGCAACUAAAACAUAUUAUCAACAACAAGCAGCACCACCAGCAACAUAUGCAACAACUGAAACACAUUAUCAAGCUGCUAAACCAGCAUACAGUACAAAUGCAUAUGCUGGUGCACCAAGACAGGCAACAACAACUGGACAAGCUAAAACUUAUCAAGCAUCAAGCACAGCUUAUCCACAAUCAAAUCCAGCACAAAAUGCAUCAUAUUCAUCUGGUUAUACAGCACCUGCUGUACCUGCUGCUGCUCCACCAGCUGCUACAAAUAAGCCAGCAAGUACACCAUAUUCUGGAUAUGAUGCAGCGCUUUAUAGUGCAGCAACAAUGUACGUAGCUCAACAAAGUGCAAAUAGUAAUUCAACUAAUCAAAAAAGUGGAGGCUGGCAAGGCUAUGGACGUAAAAGUUUUGGACCUAGUGGAGGUGGUGGCGGUGGAGGAGGUGGAGGAGGCGGUGGUGGUCAAGGAGGAGGUGGCGGCGGUGGUGGAGGUGGUGGUGGCGGAGGAAUGAAAAGUAUGCGUUCAAAACAACCACCAAAACCUCAACAAUUACAUUACUGUGAUGUUUGUAAAAUAAGUUGUGCUGGACCACAAACUUAUCGUGAACAUCUUGAAGGACAAAAACAUAAAAAAAAAGAAGCAUCAUUAAAAGUACCACAACAACCACCAGCACGUGGAGCUGGUAAUUCAUUAAGAUGUGAAUUAUGUGAUGUAACAUGUACUGGUAAUGAUGCAUAUGCUGCUCAUAUACGUGGUGCUAAACAUCAAAAAGUUGUUAAAUUACAUACAAAACUUGGUAAACCAAUACCAAGUGCUGAUCCAACUGUAUUAAAUCCAAAACCAACAGCUGCUGUUAAAGUUGAGGCACCAACAACAGCAACAACAACAUCAGCACCAACAACAACUGGUACUACUAAUGCAACUGCAACUGGUGCUGUUAAAAAACCAGCAGUUAUAACAUCAGCACCUAAAAUAAAUUUCGUUGCUUCUGGUAAUUUAGGUACAGUUAAUCAAAAUCAAAGUCAACCAAUUGCUGAACAAAAAAUUGUAGAAGAAACAACAACAACAACAGUCAUUGAAGAAGUACAAGAAGAAACAAUUAAUGAUGAAAAAGAAAUACAACCAGUUGGACAAGAAUAUAUUGAAGAAAUGAAAUCAGAUGAUGGAAAAAUAAUAAGUUUUAAUUGUAAACUUUGUGAAUGUAGAUUUAAUGAUCCAAAUGCCAAAGAUAUGCAUAUGAAAGGACGUCGUCAUAGAUUUGCAUAUAAAAAAAAAGUAAAUCCAGAUUUAGUUGUUGAUCGAAAACCAAGUUUAAAACAACGUAAAAUGGAUGAAGAAAAAUUACGUAGACAACAUCGUGAAGAAUAUUCAAGAAGAAGAGAAGAUAUACAUUCAAUGGGUGGUCCAAUGGGACCAAUGGGUCCAAUGGUUGAUGAAGAAAUGUUACAUUGGGAAGAACGUCGUCGUUAUGAAGAAGAAUGUGAUUAUAUUGAUUGGCAUAGAAGAUAUGGUAGAGGACCAGCUGUACCACCAAUGUCUGGACCAUAUCCAAGACCAUUACCAAUGAUGAUGUAUCCAAAUUCACAAAGACGUCCAGAUUCAUCUGAUGAUAAACAUGUUGCUGCACAUCAUUCUGCUAUUUAUCCUAAAAGUGAAGAAUUACAAGCUGUUCGUAAUAUUGUAUCAAACACUGAAAAAGCAUUAAAAUUUGUAUCAGAUGCACUUGCUGAAGCUUAUAAAAAAAGUAUUACAACAACACCAGUAGUUACACCAGUUACCCCAGUGACUGUUAAUCCAACUGUUACACCAACACCAACAGCCACAGCAACAACCACAACAACAACACCAAAUUCAAUAACAACAAAUACUACUUCUACUGUUGAUACAAGUAAAAAAGAUGAUUUAAAUAAAAAAAAAACUGUCAAUUCAACACAAAAAGAAGAUGGUAGUGAUGGUGAAUUAUUUUCAUUUCAAAAAGAAAAAGAAGACACAAGAAUUUUACGUGGUGUUAUGAGAGUUGGUAAUCUUGCUAAAGAACUUUUACUAACUGGUGAUAAUCAUGUUUGUCUUGUUGUAUUGUGUCUUGAAAAACCAACAAAGGCUUUGUUAAAUAAAGUUGCUGAAAUAUUACCAGCUCAAUUAAAAAUUGUUGCACCUGAAGAGAGUUAUAAUAUUGGAAAACAUCCAGAAUCAGCAGCAAUAACAGUAUCUGGUGGUUCAAUAACAGUAAGCAUAACAUUGACAAGUCCAGUUAUGCGUGAAUCAUUAUCAAAAUCUCCAGCAUUAGCAGAUAAUGCUGGACAGCAGCAACAAGGAGCUGUUCAACCGCUAACAACGCCCGCAGUGACCAAACCAGACCCACCAGAUGUACUACCCAAGGCUAAGUGUUUGGAGGCUUUAGCUGCACUCAGGCAUGCCAAGUGGUUUCAGGCUAGAGCAAGUACACUACAAAGCUGUGUCAUGGUUAUUCGUAUAAUGCGAGAUUUAUGCAAUCGUGUUCCCACAUGGGCACCACUAAAUCCUUGGGCAUUGGAACUCCUCACGGAAAAAGUCAUCAGUACAGCUGGUGGUCCACUUGGUCUUGGUGAAGCAUUGAGACGUCUUUUGGAAUGUGUUUCAGGUGGAAUAUUACUUCCAGGAACUCCAGGUCUUUAUGAUCCUUGUGAAAAAGAACCACAAGAUGCUAUUGGAAAUAUGACAUCACAACAGCGAGAAGAUAUAACAUCAUCAGCUCAAUCUUAUCUUCGUCUUAUUGCUUUUCGUCAAAUUCAUAAAGUUCUUGGUAUGGAUCAAUUACCACCACCUAAAAAUAAAGGACGUUUUGCACGUAAACGUAGACGUGAUAAUAGCAAUGGUGAAGGUGCUGAUAAUGAAGUUAAAAAAGAUAAAAAAACAGAUGAACCAUCUAAAGUUGAAAUUAAAAUGGAAACAGACUCAAAGUAAUGUUGUAAAACGACAAUUAAUUCAUGAAAAAAAAAUCGAAAAAAAUUCAUCAAUCUACACAGUCAAAAGAAGUUUCGAAAAUUAAAAAAUGUUAUUAAACAUUUUGCGUAUUAAUUUAUACAUAAGUAUAUAUAAAAUUAAAAAAAAAAAAACAAAAAAUUAUGGGCAAGUGUUGAUAGAGAGUUUAAUGUUUUAUUUCUUUUCGUCAACUUGUUUGAUUUUCUUUUUUUUUAAAUUGUUUAUUAUUAAAUAAAGAAAAUUAAUUUAAAAAAAAAAACAUGAGCGUGUGUAGAGUUUCGAAAAAACAACAUUUUUUUUUUUAAAUUAAUCUUUGAAUAUUAUUUUUAAAUUGUUCUUAACGUUAAUGAACUUUUUUCAAUCAAAUUAUGAUAAUUUUUUUUCUUUCUUCAUGAAAUUAACACGAGUCAUUGUCUCUAAAAAAAAAAAAAAGAAACUAAGUCAACGAAAAUAUUUAAAAAAUUAUUUGAUAAAUAAUAACUCAUGUUUUUUUAUUUCUUAUUUUGUUUAGAAUUUAAUUAAUAUUAUUUUCAAUUUAAAUUUUAAAUAUAGAUAUUUGUAUUCGAGACAAUUGUAUGUAAUUUUGAGUGAAUGUGUGUAUGGCAUAGUAGUCAUAAAAAUGAGUGCAAAUAAAUUAUGAAUAUAAAUUCAUGAAAAAACAAUUGCCCAAUGAAAAAAAAAAUACUAAAAUACUAAAA
Molecule: messenger RNA, 4044 nt
Organism: Aphidius gifuensis
Lineage: Eukaryota; Metazoa; Arthropoda; Insecta; Hymenoptera; Braconidae
Gene: Zn72D
Product: zinc finger RNA-binding protein
Exons: 10
Coding region: 86-3328 (1080 amino acids)
Cellular component (GO): precatalytic spliceosome
Molecular function (GO): single-stranded RNA binding; double-stranded RNA binding; zinc ion binding
Source: RefSeq, a predicted model, not a curated record